Messenger RNA from Pelobates cultripes (western spadefoot toad), 312 nucleotides. The record is from the annotation of a GenBank genome assembly. Lineage: Eukaryota; Metazoa; Chordata; Amphibia; Anura; Pelobatidae.
AUGCUUGCGGAUCAUCACAAGGAUCUGCACAACGACAUUGCUGCAAUCAGGGGAGACCUAAAGGGGAUGACAACCCGCUUAAACACAUUGGAACACACAGCCAACAACACCACCCGAGAUAUUGUGGAAAUCAGGCAAACCAGACUCGACAUUCAACGACAACAAAAGCUCCAUGAACACCGCAUGGCGAAGCAAGAGGAUGCCGGACGGCGUGACAACAUAAAAUUAAGGGGGUUCACUGAAACGAUCCCCGGGUCGGACCUAGCCCAGGCUGUUGUUCACCUUCUUGCCACUAUACUACCACCCACGUGA